Asterias rubens (European starfish) is the source of this 2271-nucleotide messenger RNA. RefSeq names its product arylsulfatase G-like. The record is from RefSeq and is a predicted model, not a curated record. The transcript has 13 exons. The coding region runs from base 164 to 1750 and encodes 528 amino acids. Lineage: Eukaryota; Metazoa; Echinodermata; Asteroidea; Forcipulatida; Asteriidae. Gene Ontology annotation, molecular function: arylsulfatase activity.
CUACUUAAAGGAACGUAACAGAAUUGGAUGCGUCAGGUGAAUUUUGCAGAGAAUGCGGCAUUGUUCACGAAGAAGUAGCUAGGGACAGGGCGUUUUUUUGUGGACAGCAUGAUGGAUAGCUAAGGCCUGAGUGAGAGGAGACAGAAGGUUUUUUUCUCUCAAGAUGUGGCCGGCGAGAAUUCUAUUCAUUGUUCUGGGACUUCAGUUGAGCCAGGCAUUGGAGUCACUGAACAAACAAGAAAAGCUCACAGUGAACAGGUCACAGAAACGUCCAAACUUUGUCAUCCUAUUUGCUGAUGACAUUGGUUAUGGCGAUCUGGGCGCUAACAGGGAGUCUCCAGCUGAGUCUGACACACCCUUCAUGGACCAACUAGCUUCUAAAGGAACAAGAUUUACAGACUUCCAUGCUGGUGCAUCGGUCUGCACACCAUCCCGUGCUGCUCUCCUGACAGGCAGGCUCGGAAAACGAACCGGGGUAGUCAAGAACUUCUCCCUUGGGUCUGAAGGCGGACUCCCUCUCAAUGAAACCACAUUUGCAGAAACCUUCAAGGCUGCAGGGUACCAGACCGGCAUGAUCGGGAAAUGGCAUUUGGGACAUACUGGACCAUUCCUUCCGAGCAACAGGGGUUUUGAUUCCUAUUAUGGGAUAAUCGCUAGCGCAGACAUGGGAUGUGCUGAUGAUCCAGGCUACAACGUACCGACGUGUCCAAAAUGCUCCAAUGGUUCAAUUCAAGAUUCACAUCCAGAUUGUGUUAAUCAGGUCGGUGUUCCACUGUACGAGAAUUCCACCAUUGUUGAACAGCCGUCCAAUCUCGUGACCCUUGCAUCGCGUUACGUCCAGCACGCAAGGGACUUCAUCAAAAAAAGUGUGAACGACGCAUCACCAUUUGUCCUCUACGUUGCUUUUGCUCAUACACACGUACCUCUCCAGACCGACCCUAAGUUCUCCAACCUAUCCUGUAGAGGGCCUUUCGGUGACGUGUUGCGUGAGCUGGACAACACGGUGGCCGGGAUCAUGACGAGUAUACAAGAUGCUGGCAUUGAGACGGACACAUUGGUGUGGUUCACAGGUGACAAUGGUCCCUGGGCUGUGAAGUGUCAGUAUGCAGGAGACAGUGGCCCGUUCCUUGGUCUUUGGCAAAAACAAAAAGGAGGAGGUGGUAGCACAGCCAAGCAGACGGUCUGGGAAGCGGGUCACCGAGAGCCGACCUUUGUCUACUGGCCCGGUCACGUACCCGCUGGUCGUGUCUCGGACUCCUUACUCAGUGCCUUGGAUAUCUAUCCCACCAUUGCAUCUAUAGCUGGUAUCCCGCUGCCUAAGUAUCGUAGCUAUGAUGGAAUGGACAUUAGCCAAGUUCUCUACGGGAAGUCACUUUAUAACAGGAUGCUUUUCCAUCCAACAAAUGUUAGAUUGGCACCGCAGGGUGAGUUUGAUGCAAUACGCAGCGGUUCAUACAAGGCAGUUUAUCGGACAGGUGGAGCGCAGCAGUGUGGUGGUCUGGAAGGUCCAAUCUUGAGUCACAACCCUCCGCUUCUCUUCAACGUUCGUAAAGACCCACAAGAGAGCAUUCCGCUAGAUACCAGUAACAGGCAGUACUCAGACGUCCUGGCCGGUAUUGAAGCAAGUCGCAAGUUAUUCGACAAAGACUUGCGGAGGGACAACACCACCGUUGCUGAUUACAGAUCGAGUAAAAAGUUCUUGCCGUGCUGCAACUCCAAAGAUGUACAAUGCCGCUGUACCUGGCAAUAGAACAUCGGAUUGAAACGCUCCGUGUUUCAUCUGGCCCGAGAAAAUAUAUGUGCCAUCAACUCAACUACUGCGCAGAUGGCAGGUAAGAACUAGUCUUGACCCAAGGUGUCAGCGAUCAAUUAGCAUAAAGUGCAGUACAUACUACACAUGCAGUACUGAUCAUUGACGCCUUGGGGCAAGACUAUUCAAGAUCUCACAAAGAUGUAAGCUUGAUCUUAACUAAAUAUAAAUCUUACUAAGCAGAGUGUGAUGUCAUAAGUCAUUCAAUUUUAUAUUUGAUAGGGCAACAGCAUGUUUGUUUUUGCAAAGGGCAAAUGCUUUAGGAAAAUAGUAAGAUGAACUUGAUAGAUGUAGCACCAGGGCCAGACUCAUGGGCAAUAUACUUAUGUCACCAAGCCCCAAUCUUGUUUCUCUUUCAUACAAAUCACUGUAACCAAACUGAGGCUGGAAGGAAAGAUAGCCUGGCACCCCUGAGUUAUACGAGAAAAAUAGAACUAUUUUUGCCAUUAGGUCUUCACUCU